Molecule: messenger RNA, 3093 nt
Organism: Gadus macrocephalus (Pacific cod)
Lineage: Eukaryota; Metazoa; Chordata; Actinopteri; Gadiformes; Gadidae
Product: metabotropic glutamate receptor 8-like
Exons: 9
Coding region: 416-3010 (864 amino acids)
Biological process (GO): regulation of synaptic transmission, glutamatergic; G protein-coupled glutamate receptor signaling pathway
Cellular component (GO): membrane
Molecular function (GO): group III metabotropic glutamate receptor activity
Source: RefSeq, a predicted model, not a curated record
AGCGCGAGAGGCUGAGCUGUCGCGACCCAGCCAGAGUUUGGGAAGAUUCCGCUAAAGACGGUCACGCGCGCGCGCUACCGCUCGCCUCGCGCUGUUCUUUCAGCACCACGGGCUUCACGAGCGCUUGUUUAGGUUGUGAGCGCGCGCGGGGACCUCAUCUGGACACCGGACCCAUCGAGGAUGUGACACCUUGGGUUCCUCAGAGAGAGAGAUUCCGGAGGUUGUUUCCUGGUCCCCCUGGUAGCCCAACCCAAGCUCUCCCCAAGUGUGAAAUCCCUCCCCUGCAUCGCCCUGAGGCUCAUCUGACGGGGAGCACCCAUGUCCUGCUUCCUCAGGAGUCCCACCCAACAGCACACCCAGUACCCUCGGUCAACCCCUCCUCCCAGUCUGUGAUCCCACUGCCCCCCCCUCCAACAUGGCGAGGGAUUCCAGGCACGCCUGGCGCUCCCUGUGCUGCCUCGUCCUCGUCCUCCUGCUGCCUAUGGUCUCCUCCACCACCACCACCUCCUCCUCCUCCUCCUCCUCCUCUAGUCAGAAGUUGGCACUGGGCGAGCCCCAGCUGGCCCAGCCGGAGCACGCACACUCCAUCCGGCUGGACGGUGACAUCAUUCUGGGCGGGCUGUUCCCCGUGCACGCCCGGGGCGAGCGCGGCGUGCCGUGCGGCGAGCUGAAGAAGGAGAAGGGCAUCCACCGGCUGGAGGCCAUGUUGUUCGCCAUCGACCUCAUCAACAAGGACCCGGACCUGCUGCCCAACGUCACGCUGGGCGCCCGCGUCCUGGACACCUGCUCGCGGGACACCUACGCCCUGGAGCAGUCGCUCACCUUCGUCCAGGCGCUGAUAGAGCGAGACGGGUCCGACGUGCGCUGCGCCAACGGAGACCCGCCCAUCUUCGCCAAGCCCGACAAGGUGGUGGGCGUGAUCGGGGCGGCGGCCAGCUCGGUGUCCAUCAUGGUGGCCAACAUCCUCCGCCUGUUCAAGAUCCCUCAGGUGAGCUACGCGUCCACUGCUCCGGAGUUGAGUGACAACGUGCGCUACGACUUCUUCUCACGCGUGGUUCCUCCAGACUCCUACCAGGCCCAGGCCAUGAUGGACAUCGUCACGGCGAUGGGGUGGAACUACGUCUCCACGCUGGCCUCCGAGGGGAACUACGGAGAGAGUGGGGUCGAGGCCUUCAUCCACAUCUCCAGAGAAUCAGGUGGGGUGUGUAUAGCCCAGUCUGUGAAGGUCCCCAGGGAGCCGCGACCAGGAGAGUUUGAUAAGACCAUCCAGCGGCUGAUGGAGACCCCCAACGCCCGCGCUGUCAUCAUGUUCGCCAAUGAGGACGACAUCCGACGCAUCCUGGACGCGGCCAAAAGGAACAACCAGUCGGGUCACUUUCUGUGGGUGGGCUCGGACAGCUGGGGCUCCAAGAUCUCACCGGUGGUCGGGCAGGAGAAGGCUGCUGAGGGGGCUAUCACCAUCCUGCCAAAGAGAGCCUCAGUGGAUGCGUUCGAUCGCUACUUCAGGAGCCGCUCUCUCUCCAACAACCGCCGGAACGUCUGGUUUGCGGAAUUCUGGGAGGAGAAUUUUGGAUGCAAGCUUGGGAUGCACGGCAAGAAGCCCGGAAGUCCUAAGAAAUGUACAGGGCUGGAGAAGGUGGGCCGGGACUCCACGUACGAGCAGGAAGGGAAGGUGCAGUUCGUGAUGGACGCCGUCUACGCGGUGGCCCACGCGCUGCACCGGAUGCAUCGGGACCGCUGCUCCGGGCCCGGCCUCUGCGCCGCCAUGGCCAACAUGGACGGCAAGGAGCUGCUCUCCUUCAUCCGGGCGGUGAACUUCAACGGAAGUGCCGGGACACCUGUCACUUUCAACGAGAACGGUGACGCCCCCGGACGUUAUGACAUCUUCCAAUACCAGAUCAAUAACCAAUCGACAACAGAGUACAAGGUGAUCGGUCAAUGGACCAACCAGCUGCAUCUCAACAUGGAGGCGCUGCAGUGGGCCAGCGGCGACUGGUCGCUGCCCGGCUCGGUGUGCAGCCUGCCCUGCCGGACCGGCGAGAGGAAGAAGGUGGUGAAGGGCGCCCCGUGCUGCUGGCACUGCGAGCGCUGCGAGGGCUACCACUUCCAGGCCAGCCAGUUCACCUGCGAGCUGUGCUCCUACGAGCAGCGGCCGGACCACAACCGCACGGGCUGCCAGCCCAUCCCCAUCAUCAAGCUGGAGUGGAGCUCCCCCUGGGCCGUGGUGCCCGUCUUCAUCUCCGUCCUGGGCAUCAUCGCCACCACCUUCGUCAUCCUCACCUUCGUGCGCCACAACGACACGCCCAUCGUGCGGGCGGCGGGCCGCGAGAUGAGCUACGUGCUGCUGACGGGCAUCUUCCUGUGCUACGUCAUCACCUUCCCCAUGAUCGCCGCGCCCGACGUGGUGGUGUGCUCCUUCCGCCGCAUCUUCCUGGGCCUGGGCAUGUGCUUCAGCAACGCGGCGCUGCUCACCAAGACCAACCGCAUCCACCGCAUCUUCGAGCAGGGCAAGAAGGCGGUGACGGCGCCGCGCUUCAUCUCGCCCACCUCCCAGCUCUUCAUCACCUUCUUCCUCAUCUCCCUGCAGCUGCUGGGCGUGCUCAUCUGGUUCGCGGCCGACCCGCCCCACACCUUCGUGGACUUUGGGGAGCAGCGCACGCAGGACCCCGAGAGGGCGCGCGGCGUGCUCAAGUGCGACAUCUCGGACCUGUCGCUGAUCUGCUCGCUGGGCUACUCCAUCCUGCUGAUGGUCACGUGCACCGUGUACGCCAUCAAGACGCGCGGCGUGCCCGAGACCUUCAACGAGGCCAAGCCCAUCGGCUUCACCAUGUACACCACCUGCAUCAUCUGGCUGGCCUUCAUCCCCAUCUUCUUCGGGACGGCGCAGUCGGCGGAGAGGGUGAGUACCGUGGAGUUCGGGUUGACCAUCGGGAGGGAUUUGUGUUUGAAUGAUGCAACAGUGAAGAUGAUGCAUAUGGGAUGCAGCAGUGGAGUAGUAUACGCGUUUUAAAUUCAACACCAUAGUCAGUUUAUGACAUAUACGCAAAACAGAACAUCUCAGCAGUGGCUUUUUUGAAGGGAGGGGCGGGGGUU